Molecule: messenger RNA, 2836 nt
Organism: Mytilus trossulus (common blue mussel)
Lineage: Eukaryota; Metazoa; Mollusca; Bivalvia; Mytilida; Mytilidae
Exons: 1
Coding region: 111-2261 (716 amino acids)
Source: RefSeq, a predicted model, not a curated record
UAACUGAUUAACAGUACACGUUGCAUGCGCAUGUUACAAAAGAAAGAAGCCAUUUAGCAAAUGAUUCAAAGAAAUUAAGCUUUUCAUACAAGGGAUUGGAAUUGGAUAUUAUGGAAACCUUUAUUAAAGUUAAGGACAUAGCACUGCCGAAUAAGAAGUUUGUCGAUAAUUAUACUUCCGUCUUGGACCACACGCUGAUUAGAGAUGUGAUUUGGGACAAGGACCUUCAUGAUGAAGAUAGCAUAAACAAAUUCAAGGAAUUUUCCUCCGGUCUAUUGUCACUCGAUGAAGUUGAAUUGACCAACAUUUUUAAUACGCUCGAUUUUGAACAAUGUGUUUCUAUGGACGAUCCAAAAACUACGGAGAUUGUUACAAGUAUAGAAUGUUUCAUAACUUCUCUCCUUCAAAAGGUAGGAGAACUUGAUGCACGAUUCAAGUCUUCCCUUAUCAAGGGUGGAAGUUUUUAUGAUGGAACGAAAAUAGGAGAAAUAGAUGAGUUCGAUUUUGUAGCACUAAUUGAUGCAUUAUCGAAAGAAGGGGUUCUCGAGGCCCGAGAAGCAAAACAAAAGAAAGGUUUUGUGUUUCUGACCGUUAAGGACAGGGGAGAAAUGAAGGAAUUUGAAGAAUUUAUCGAUACCGAUGGAGUCAUUUGUGUUAAAAUGUUUAAACAGCAUUUUUCAGACCUUUUAUUUUCUGCUCUAUCUGAAAUAGAGAUACCCGAAAACAUUAUUCCAUCUAGCAGAUUUAACAGUGGAGAUGAAAACGAUGAUGACUGGGUACCAUUGUACCAUGGGCCUUGUGCGAAACUAAAUUUGACCUACAUUUGCAAUACAACGCCAGAUGUUAUUGAAAUUGACAUAGAUAUUGCACCUGGUAUCACAUUCCCAAAUAAGAUGUAUAUUCCACCAGUUCUUGAAAAGCUUACUCAUUUACAUCCAAAUGAAUUUCUUCAGACAUUGAAAGAAUUAUGCGACAAGGAAGACAUAUUUGUUGUUCCAUUCGAUUUUGAUACUACAGAAAAAAUAGGUGUGUCGUCGUGGACUUAUAAAUACAGUGAUACAUGGAGAAUUUCAUUUUCCUCCAUUGAAAAAGCUGUGUUUUCAUUAUACAGUCACAAAAGUACAGAAAAGACCCUUUAUAGACUUCUAAAAAUUCUAAAGGAAUUUCACUUUCAAAAGUCUGAUGAUGUCAUCGAAAAAAGUGGCUCCAAACAAUUGAAAUAUUACGAGCCACCAAGCACACUUAUGUCUACAAGUGGUUUAACCAUUCAGCCCUUGUUCUGCCAUGACCAUGACACAGACGAAGACGAAGAGGAGUCGAAAAAUCACAAAGUAGAUUUUAAAGAAGGAUUUUGUGUUGAAUCAGAAUACCAAAACAUUAAUUGUGAGGCGAAUGAUUACAAAGCCGCUUAUGACAAGACAAAAGAAAAUUCUAUUCAAUGCAAGUCGAGAAACAUUUUGUUAAACACAAUAGUGGAUACAUCAUCUAAAAAACAUGAAAUCCGACAUAAUGAAUACAAACCAAAACUUCCGACUCAUUCCGAUCAGAAAAUGACAUGUACAAACAAUAGAACGAGUACCAAAAGUUUUGUCGAACUUUUUCCUGAAGGUGCAAGUUUCCCAAACAUAGUAAGUUUUAAAUAUGACAACAAUCCAUUUACAAGAGAUUCACAUGCUACUGCGGGGUAUUCUGCACCUGGAAGUUCCAUGCAGACUACAUACUCUGAUUCUCUUCAUAAUUAUUCGAACAGUUCAAACAUUUCCAAUAUAAAUGACAUAGAAAUUCUAUAUUUGAGAGAGAAGGCUUCUGAUGUGGUAAGGCAAGAUAUAUUCGAUGCAAAAACUCAAGCAGAACAUUUUAAUGAGAGUCAAACAUCUUCAUCAAGCAACGAAAUAGAUUCAACUGAGUCAGGUACAUUGAUUUCACAGACAACCCCUUUCGGAGAUACUUUUAAGAUUUUGAAAUACAGAGAGUCGUUGCCUCUUUUCAAGACUUACUAUUUGAAGAUGCUCUUUCUUGCAAUGAAAACAGCUUAUCCUAGAGAUAAUGACUGGGCACAGGACAAAUUAUGUUCUCUUGUGAUAUCGGCACUGCAAAUGUUAUAUUACGCUUUCUCGUCCAAACAGAAGGGGUUUCUUAAUUACUGGUUCCAAGAUUAUGUGGAAAAUCGUACACGAGAAUCUACUUCAAUUGAAAUUAUUUUCUGUUUGCAUGAAACACUCGCACUGUUCAAAGAAUUUGCAGAGAUGCCAGACAUCUAAUAGAACUUCCUUCGCAUUUGAAAUUUGAGUCAUCGAUGUUUUUUGAAAAUUUUUUGGUUCUAUAAAAGACGAAACAAUUGUCCGGCGUACACAUUUUGAAUCCUGGUAUCUUUGACGUAAUUAUUUACUACCGAUACAACAAAUAUUUGUAUAAAUAAAUGGACAAAAAAUGGCAAAAACAUAUACUGUAAACCAACUUAUUUUCGCAGAUACUUUAUUUCGCGUUUAUCCCCAGCUAUUCCAAUUUGCGGCGAUUUUGUUUAGCGAUUUUCAAAUUUACUUCGUGUAGUUUGAUAAGGAAAGAUCUAAGUUGUACAUAUUCACGACGAUUUAAUUUCGCGUAAUUUUUCUACUCGCGAAAGUCGCGAAAAUAAAUCGCUCGCGAAAAUAAGUUGGUUUACAGUAUAUGUUCCGAUAAUAUAUACAUUUUGUAGCUUUGUACAUGAGCAUUAAUUCCCCUUAUUCAACACUUGCAUAUCUAGAUGUGCUUUUCAUAAACUGUUAUCAAAGAGAUAUGUUUCACUUUUUUGUAAUUUUGAUAAUGCAAAUGUCGAAAUUAAAUAGCAAUACUUUAA